CACCCGCCUUGAAGGGGAAGUGAUGAGGGUUGUGCUUUGCGGUUGAGAUUGUCGUGGCAGUGUUUUAGUGCAGUUCAGGAGCCAGUGUGCCACGGAUGGUUGAGUGUGCAAGUGCGCAAGGAGUGGCGCUGUGAUGGAGGGGCCGCAUGUGGUCCGCCCCUUGCGCCCUGCGCAGUGCCACGCCUCUCUGUUUGACCAGCUGGGCGGCGUGUUCGAGGCGCAGCCGUCGCGCUCGUACUCGGGGGACGACGUGGAGCCCGAAAGCCGCACUGAAGGGAACCCCCUCAAGCGCUCCUGGUCCUUCGACGAGCGCAAGUUCGGGCAGCUGGCCCACGGCAGCGGCGAUGCCCGGGAACGAGGCCCCGACGCCCGCGCUGCCCAACACCCGAGGGCCAUGAUGCCGCCGCCGCCGCCCCUCGACCAGGACACGCGCCGUCAGCUGGACGAGUUCGAGGAAGUGAUCUCGCGCAUGGAGACCAUGAACGGCGGCGACGCGUCGUCCCGCCACCACGCUAUGCCGCCGCCGCCCCCGCCGCCGCCUGCCUACCCGGGCGGCGCCCACGCCCAGCGCCCGCCCGCCCACCACCACCACUUGGGCAUGCAGCACAAUCUGCAUGCACAGCACUCUCACAUGCCGCCGCCGCCGCCACCGCCGCCGCAGCAGCAGCAGCAGCAGCAGCAACAGCAGGUCCAGCAACAGCAGCAACAAGUGGAGAAGCACGAGCUCCUGCAGGCUGUGCUGCAGCAUCACCAGCAGCAGCAGUAUGAGUCUGGCGCAGCCGGGCAGAGCGUGGGCGGCUACGAGUGUGGGCGCAGGGGCGGCCAGAUGGAAAUCGGCGGCGAGAAUUUCCUCUCGCCCACUAGCGAGUCGCAUCUCUCCAUCCCGCAACAGGUGUCCCCCCAUGUGUCUCCGCACGUGUCCCAGCAGGUGUCCCCGCACGUAUCUCAACAGGUGUCCCCGCACGUAUCCCAGCAGGUGUCUCCGCACGUGUCCCGCCAAGGCUCACCUCACGUGUCGCCGCAGGUGUCGCCCUUUACGUCACCGCACACGUCGCCGUCCGCGGCCGCCACGCCGCCCAUCCACUCGCGCCCGUCCACGCCCCUGUCGUGCCCGCCCUCGAGGCGCUCCUCCUCCGAGAUGGCGCCCUCGUCGCUGCAACUGCCCUCGCACUCGCAGUCGCUGUCACAGCCCUCCACGCCGACGCCUCAAGUCAAGAUAGAGGUGACGGGCCCGUGGGAGGGCGGGGGCGGGGCCAGCAGCAUGGAUGGGCGUGUCCUUGGCCUUCCUCCUCCCGCCCCGCCUUCCAACGUGAAGGCGAUGCCCACCACGUCGCGGACGCAGCUGAAGCAGCAGUUGAUGCGACAGCAGCUGCAACAGCAACAGGAGCAGCGCGACAGGGACGCGCGCAUGCAGCAGCAACAGAUGCACCAGCAGCAGAUGCAGCACUUGCAGCCAGGCCAGCAAGGGCGUCAGCCACACCAGCAACAGCAACAUCAACAGCAUCAGCAGCAGCAGCACCAACACCAGCAACAGCCGCAGCUGCAGCACCCGCCGCCGCCCGCGCAGCAGCCGCAGGAGCCCAUCGCCAUCCCGACGUCCGUGCCGCAGGAUGUGCCGCCGCAGGUCUUGCAGGUGCAGACGAGGCUGGAAAACCCGACCUUCUACCACGUCCUUCAGUCGCAGCGUCGGCAGGUGCUCCAGUUCCUGUCGGGCAGCGGCUCCCCUGGGGACGCUUCGGGCUCCGGACCCCCCCACCCGCACCAUCCUCCCGCCUGGCCCCACUCCGACCCCGGCGUGGCCAUGAAGCCUACUCAUCCCGGUGCGCCCAAUGCGGGCACGAGCGGCGCGGGCAUCAGCAGCAGCGUGGGCGGCGCCGUGGCCGUGUCGGCGCCCCGAGUGCUGGCGCGCGGCCCUUGCUCCCCGGAGGCGGCCUCCACCUCCCGCACGGCCGCCUCCACGCCCGCGCCCUCCACCGCCCCCGCCUCCGUCGUCUCCUCCGUCAUCUCGUCGUCAGCCGCCUCGCUCUCCGAUGCCUCUGAGGUGGAAGAUGUGAUUGACGAGAUCUUGAACCUGGAGGAGGGCUUGGACGCCUCCGACAACCUCAAGGCCUACGAUCAAGUCAACAACAUGCCGUCUUCGAUGAACACCGUGCCCGGGUCCAUCUGCGACUUGCUGGGCCUCAACGGGUACAUGGGCAAGACACCCAACUCCUGCCCGCCUGACCUGCCCCAAGUCAAGAACGAGACCACGCCCAUCAACGACCAGCAGAUGGUGGCGUAUAUGAAGGACAGGCAGAAGAAAGAUAACCAUAAUAUGAUUGAGCGAAGAAGACGAUUCAACAUAAAUGAUAGAAUAAAGGAACUCGCUACACUCCUUCCCAAAAGCAAUGAACCAUACUUCGAGCUGGUUCGUGAUCUGCGCCACAACAAGGGACAGAUCCUGAAGGCUUCAGUUGACUACAUCAAGAGGCUGAAACUGGACACAGAGUACAACAAAGAGGUGGAGCUGAAGCGAAGAGCCCUAGAGCAACAAAACCGUCAGUUGCUCUUGCGGAUACAGGAACUGGAAUCCAAACUUCGUUCAAAUGGAAUCAAAGUGGAAGAGACCAACAUCGACCAGAGUUUGCUGCUGUCUACAAUUAUUAAGUCAGAGGUGGUAAAUAACACAGGGGAACAAAAUGACAUGAAGAAGGUGAGGUGUAACUACAAUCUCCCUGGAUCCCUGCUUGACGAACUUUUAGACGACUUCACUUCAGGAGGCUUUAAUCUGGACCUCAUGGACGACGACGGGCCAGCAUUCACAAGUGACCCGGUGUUCUCUUCGCCUCAGGUCUCAUCUCCGAAUUCCUCUCAUCAUUCAUUUGAUGAUGCUCUCACUCCAGACUCCAUGGACAUUGUUGCGUGAUUGUAUGCUUUAAGAGCAGUGAAAAACAUGCAUAUCUCUCAUUAAAACAUGAAUUUGUUUUAAGCCAGCUUAGAAUAUACAAGGAAAAAAAUAGUACUGUUUGAAGUCACAUAUUUCUCACAUUAUGUUCAGCGCUGUAAUCAUUAAACAUAACCAUUAAUGUAUUCAAUUUUGAUUUAGAUAAAACACACACACACACACACACACACACACACACACACACACACACACACACACACACACACACACACACACACACACACACACACACAAAUUAAACUUCUUUCAGUAACUCUCUGUUUCUCCCAAUUCUGCUCUUUUGAAAUCUGCGAUAAGUUUGUUAAUUGUAUUGUUAUCUUUUAAAAAUGUUGUACCUCAAAGGUUCAUAGAGAUGUAAAAUUUUGUUGAAAUCCUGUAAUUGUUGAUCUAAAUUUGUACAGUACCAAAAAACUACCGAACCUUCAACUCCCCAGCUAAAUGGCUGGUUAAGCUGCAGAGGCUUUUAUAUGACCUUUUUCUAAGACAUUUCUCAGUCUGUAUUGAUUGGUAAAUUCUGAUGUUUAGAUCAAAAAGAUUAUUCAGUUCUUUUAAGAAGUAUUGGUGUACUUAUCGAAAUUGCUGUGUACCUCUUAGAAGAAUGUAACUGAUAGGUACCUGAUACUGAAUCCAUAUUACAGUAUAUUUUUUGCUAGUAGUCCACAUAAUUUAAUAAAUAUGAUAAGGAGAAUUACUAACUAUUUUUACUUACAUGAAACAUUUAUAGGUUUUAUUUUACCUCGUUGCUAGAGUGUACAGUUUGUUCCUCUGGCAGUUUCAAAGAUUUGAUAAAGCAGUCAGCAGGAGCACUUAAUAAUGAUCUUAUUUAGCACUUUAAACAUGAUUUUCACUUGCACCUUAAUUAUUUUCUCAACAACUUUGAGAACAGUUUUUUUUUCUAUGUUGCUGGCUACAUUGAGAGUUGCCAUAAAAUAUCAAUUUAUUUGUAAAUAGUUCUGUAAAUUUAUUUACUCUUACAUUUAAAAAAGAGAUGAAAUCAAAUAUUUUUCAUGCUUUUUUAAAAGAUUUUCCAAAAUCGCUAGUAUUUAUUUUGAAAUUUCUUUCAGAUGCAUAAUUUGUUAUAGUUGCGGUAAAGAUAUAUUUGACAUGGAAAAGAUCAUAAUUUACAAACAAGAUUUGAGUGUUUGUUACUUGUACAUAAAAUUUAAGCAGUGACACACUUUACAUGUAAGCCUAACAAUGCUUGGAACAUUAGUUUUGUCUUGGGCAUAAUUUUACAUUUAGGAAGGUGAAAUGCACUAUGAAUUUCUGAAAAUGAUGUAUGGUUACAUAUGUGAAACAAUGAAUUGUUCAUAUUCUUCUUUCAUACACUGUUGCAAAGGUAAAAUUGUAUAGAACUUAUUGUUAAAACUGUGAUUUAUGAACUGUUAGAAGAGCAAAGGUCGGGCCAGAACUUUACAGUGUUCCUGUUGUUUGAACCCUGACAUUUCUUUCUUUUUUUAUUUUUAUUUUUUUUUCUGUUAGCACAUUGUUAGUCUGUAUGUGCUCAGGAGUGCAUGGAUAUUAGUGAGAGUAUUAGAGUGCAUGGUACUGUAUGUGAUUUGUGCAUUAAAGAUUCAUCUCUGAUUCUUACAAUAUGCUUAUUUAAAGGUGUACAUAGUUUACAUGAUCCUUAGUUAUAAUUUGAAUACUUUUUUAUGUAGUCAUAUCAUUUUUUUUCUUCUUUUCUUUUCCUUUUUUCAUGUAUUUUUUUUUCUCUCUCUUUUUCUAUUAUGAUGAGACAUAGGAUGUAAAAGCAUCAAUUUUAUAUAAACUGUAUGCAGUGUUUCCUGAAGAUUUUUAACCAGUAGUUGCUUUUACAUCGUUUAUCUCAAAAACUAUUUAAUUUUAAGUGUAGCGUUCUUUAUUGCCACGACAGUUAUAGUGGCAGAAAGUAUAGAAUUUAACCAGCAAAGGGACGUCACUAACAUAGGAUUUGGAUGACAAAUAAAAAGGGUUGGCAGAAAGAAAUGAUAAAAAUUGCAUCACAGAUCUUGGUACACUUGAUCCUCUGAACUACUGGGGACACAUUGGAUCUGUGGUUUGAUAAUUUCUCUUCAGAAAGUUUUUCAAGGCAAAUGAUUUUGUCUAUAGACCAAUAAGAAUUGGAUUCCUUUUUUCUUAUCAUAAAGGUCCUAAUUGUUAUUGGAUAUGUUAUAUAUACAGUAUAUAUAUAUAUAUACCGGUUAUUUCCUCCUGUAAUUUACAGAAAAGUACAGUUCCCAGCCCUUUUAAUUUUGCUUUUAACUUUUGAUGCUUUGAUACCAGCAGAUCAAACGUUUAAUAGAGGCAGUGCCCUCACAUGAAGUCCUUAUAACUAAUGAUAAGACUGUGAAGACUCACACUAGUGCAAAACCAAGCAUGCUGUAGUCAUUAUUGGUCAGAGAUCUAAUAUUAUUUAAGAAAAUUAUGCAGUGAACCUUGGAAUAUGGAAAAGAGAAGCCUAUUGUUUAUGUGAUAUAUAUAUGUAUAUAUAUUUUUCUUUCUUUCUUUAUGAGUACUAUGUAUCUAAACCAGCCUUGCCUUAUUUCCUGUGUAUGGUUACAUCAUUAUGCACUGGACUUUAUUCAUUUCAAAGUAAUGAAAUAUUCCACAUGGGUUCUAAAAGGGAGAACAAAGGAGUAAUCAUUCAAGUACUAGUACCACAGACUGAAUGGGAAAGAGGAUACAAUAAUUUGAUAUGUAAUGCAGACUAGAGCUCUAUUUCUGGAUAUCACGCCAGUAUUGUCUCUUUUGGAUAGAGUGAGUUGUGAUAUCUCAAUUGGUCUAGUUCCGUUUUUAUGGUGUAAUAUCUUGUUUUUAUAUGUCAAUUAGUGGUGUUACCACAGCCUGAUGUUGUUAUGCUGAAGUGGUGUAGUCAGCACCCAUCAUAAGAAAAGACAAAUGGAAUAAAUUGUAUAUUUGAA
Messenger RNA from Penaeus chinensis, 5847 nucleotides. RefSeq names its product ataxin-2 homolog (gene Mitf). NCBI's taxonomy places the organism in Eukaryota, Metazoa, Arthropoda, Malacostraca, Decapoda, Penaeidae. Gene Ontology annotation, molecular function: RNA polymerase II cis-regulatory region sequence-specific DNA binding; DNA-binding transcription factor activity, RNA polymerase II-specific; protein dimerization activity. Gene Ontology annotation, biological process: regulation of transcription by RNA polymerase II. Gene Ontology annotation, cellular component: nucleus. The record is from RefSeq and is a predicted model, not a curated record. The coding region runs from base 134 to 2905 and encodes 923 amino acids. The transcript is spliced from 10 exons.